This is a messenger RNA of Brassica rapa (field mustard), 837 nucleotides long. RefSeq names its product F-box protein DOR. The record is from RefSeq and is a predicted model, not a curated record. NCBI's taxonomy places the organism in Eukaryota, Viridiplantae, Streptophyta, Magnoliopsida, Brassicales, Brassicaceae. Gene Ontology annotation, molecular function: protein binding.
AUGUCUAGGCGCGUUACGCGAUCGACGACAAGACUUGAUAGAAACUCAUUGACGCUUCCUGUUGAGGUCGUUAUAGAUAUAUUCUUGAGGUUGCCGUUGAAGUCUAUAGCGACAUGCCGUUGCGUAUGCAAGCUCUGGUCCUCCGUGCUCCGCAGCCAAGACUUCACAGACUCCUUCUUGACCAAAUCUUGCGCUCGCCCUCAGCUUCUUUUCGCAUGCUCUGAUUACCGCCACGAGAUACACUUUCUCUCGUCGCCUCAGCCUGAAAAUCCGGAAGACAACUCGCAUGUUGUAGCCUCCAAUCACCUCGCGCGUUUCCCAACUUCCUAUGGCUUAUUUGGUUGUACCAAUGGCUUCUUCUGUUAUGGAGCUAACCAGGGCAAGAACAAAGCAGUGAUUGUCACGGUGGUAUGUAACCCCAGCACAGGACAGUCCUUGACCUUACCAAGAUUGAACUCAAAAGAGAGGUAUAGAGUGGAAAACUAUCUUGGAUACGACCCCGUUGCGAAAGUGUUCAAGGUAUUAUCUGUGUUUGAUGGUACGGAGCACCAUGUUCUGACAUUAGGAACCAAGAAACUGUCGUGGAGGGUGGUCGAAUGUAGCAUACCGCAUUACUCUUCUCGUAAGGGGAUAUGCAUCAGUGGCGUUUUGUACUAUAUAGCUGCAGAACCUAGGUCUUCUUCACGGGAAUCUAUGGUAGUUUGUUUUGAUUUGGGGACUGAGAAGUUCAGCUUUGUGAAUCUCUCGCGAUUGAAACGAGCACUGCCUCAGUCAACAACCCUUGUAAACUACAAUGACAGAUUAGCUGUGGGUUCUUCGAGAUGCUGCAAAACAUGA